Molecule: messenger RNA, 417 nt
Organism: Saccharomyces cerevisiae S288C
Lineage: Eukaryota; Fungi; Ascomycota; Saccharomycetes; Saccharomycetales; Saccharomycetaceae
Gene: RPS14B
Product: 40S ribosomal protein uS11 RPS14B
Exons: 2
Coding region: 1-417 (138 amino acids)
Biological process (GO): ribosomal small subunit assembly; translation
Cellular component (GO): small-subunit processome; cytoplasm; ribosome
Molecular function (GO): structural constituent of ribosome
Source: RefSeq, marked reviewed
AUGGCUAACGACCUUGUUCAAGCUCGCGAUAACUCUCAAGUCUUUGGUGUUGCCAGAAUCUACGCCUCCUUUAACGAUACCUUUGUACAUGUUACCGAUUUAUCUGGUAAGGAAACUAUCGCCAGAGUUACUGGUGGUAUGAAAGUCAAGGCCGACAGAGACGAAUCAUCUCCAUACGCUGCUAUGUUGGCUGCCCAAGAUGUUGCCGCUAAGUGUAAGGAAGUCGGUAUCACUGCCGUUCACGUUAAGAUCAGAGCUACUGGUGGUACCAGAACCAAGACCCCAGGACCAGGUGGUCAAGCCGCUUUGAGAGCUUUGGCCAGAUCUGGUUUGAGGAUUGGCCGUAUCGAAGACGUUACUCCAGUCCCAUCAGACUCCACCAGAAAGAAGGGUGGUAGAAGAGGUAGAAGAUUAUGA